AUGGAUGAACAACAGCAACCACAAGAACAGCAACCCCAAGAAUUGCAACCACAGGAACUGCAGCUACAGGAGCAGCAUCAAGACCAGCCAAUGGAACCAGUAGUUAAAUCUUACUAUGUUCCACAAGGUGAGUUAUCCAACAAAAGAUUAUUUGUUAGACCAUUUCCAUUAGACGUUCAAGAGAACGAGCUAAAUGAAAUUUUUGCUCCAUUUGGUUCUUUAAAAGAAGUUAAAAUAUUAAAUGGAUUUGCCUUUGUUGAAUUCGAUGACCCAGACUCUGCUAGUCGUGCCAUUGAAGAAGUUAAUGGUAAAGAUUUUGCUAACCGUCCAUUAGAGGUUAACUAUUCUAGAUUGCCUAUUCAAAGAUUCAGAGCUAUUUUGAGAAGCUUGCCAGAAGGUGUUGCUUGGCAAGAAUUAAAGGACUUGGCUCGUGAAAACAACUUGGAAACUACCUUUUCCAGUGUUAAUACCCAUGAAUGGGAUGGUACUGGUGCUUUGGAAUUUCCAACCGAAGAAAUUUUGAGUGAAGCUUUAGAAAAAUUAAACAAUAUUGAAUGGAGAGGCUCUGUUAUCACUAUUGAAAGAGAUGAUAAUCCACCACCGAUCAGGAGAUCCAGAGGCGGUUUCCGCGGAGGUCGUGGAGGCUUUGGCCGUGGCGGCUUUGGCGGUAGAGGAGGCUUUGGCCGUGGCGGCUUCGGCGGUAGAGGAGGCUUUGGAGGUCGUGGCGGCUUUGGCGGUAGAGGAGGCUUUGGUCGUGGCGGCUUCGGCGGUAGAGGAGGCUUUGGAGGUCGUGGUGGUUUUGGAGGCCGUGGCGGUUUUGGAGGUCGUGGUGGAUUUAGUGAUAGAGGUUCCAGAGGUGGUUUUGGAGGUAGUUAUGGAGGCCGUGGCAGUUUUGGUGGAAGAGGUAGUUACGGUGGUCGUGGCAGCGGCUACAGUGGCAGAGAUAAUUUCAGAUCCAGAGAUCAUGGUUCUUAUCAACGUGAAAGAUCUCCAGGUAGACAAUGA
This is a messenger RNA of Saccharomycodes ludwigii, 1005 nucleotides long. It is a transcript of the gene NPL3, whose product is annotated as mRNA-binding protein NPL3. Gene Ontology annotation, molecular function: mRNA binding. The record is from RefSeq and is a predicted model, not a curated record. Gene Ontology annotation, cellular component: cytoplasm; nucleus; ribonucleoprotein complex. NCBI's taxonomy places the organism in Eukaryota, Fungi, Ascomycota, Saccharomycetes, Saccharomycodales, Saccharomycodaceae. Bases 1 to 1005 code for a protein of 334 amino acids. The transcript has a single exon.